This is a messenger RNA of Solea solea (common sole), 1484 nucleotides long. It is a transcript of the gene pigc, whose product is annotated as phosphatidylinositol glycan anchor biosynthesis, class C. Gene Ontology annotation, biological process: GPI anchor biosynthetic process. NCBI's taxonomy places the organism in Eukaryota, Metazoa, Chordata, Actinopteri, Pleuronectiformes, Soleidae. Gene Ontology annotation, cellular component: glycosylphosphatidylinositol-N-acetylglucosaminyltransferase (GPI-GnT) complex; membrane. The coding region runs from base 222 to 1106 and encodes 294 amino acids. The transcript is spliced from 3 exons. The record is from RefSeq and is a predicted model, not a curated record.
AUUGGAAAUAUUUGGAGGUGUCUGAGGAGAAACUUAAGUCAUCGUCAGCACGUAAAUGUUAUGUAUUGUGACACAUAGCAGUUCUGGGUUUAUUUCGCGUCAAAGCCGGAAGUACCGUUGGUUGGUUUUAUUCUAGCUAGCUGUCAAAACACUACUCAAACCAAACACUGCCACUGUGCUCAGAUAAGAUCCGCUCACCUGACAAACAACACUCCAGGGUGAUGGGGCCAGACAGUGCCCCAGAUCCAACAGUGCCCUGGCGGAAGGUGCUGUGGGAGCGCCAGCCAUUUCCUGACAACUACGUGGACCAGCGCUUCCUUGAAGAAUUACGGAGGAACGAGGGCCUCCGACACUACCAUUACUGGGCUGUGGUGAAGGAAGCAGGCUUUGUGGGGCAGCAGCUGUCCUGUGUGGCCAUUUUCAUCACCCUCUGGCUCUACAUGGAGCAGGGUCUGCUUACCCCUGAGAUGCUGUUGGUGACCAGCCUCACAUGUGCGGUGCUGGGUUAUGGACUACACCAAGCUUUGACAUCACAGGUUGAAUCCGGCUGUGAGCCCCGUACUCAUCUGGCUGACUUGCAAAGUGCCACCAUUUUUCUGUCCUUCACCUUUGGAUUCUCACCAGUUCUUAAGACACUAACAGAAUCUGUGAGUACGGACACAGUGUAUGCCAUGUCUGCUUUGAUGUUGCUGGCCCACCUGGUUUCAUUCCCUUACGCGCAGCCUUCACCCCCAGGAAGUCUGUCCCUAAAUGCAGCUCUGUUUGCCUCAGUGUGUUUAGCCUCGAGGUUGCCUGGGGCCCUUCACACCUUUGCCAUGCUCAGCUGUGCCCUGCUGGUGUUUGCCCUGUGGCCAUGUCUGCUGCAGAGGCUGAGGGACAAGGCUCCCAGCCACUUCACUGGGGUGUGUGUGGGAAUGUGCAUUGGAGGAGUAGGAGGUCUGAGCUCCCAGUCUCUUGGUGGGGCUGUGCUGCUGGCACUGGCCCUAGGAAGUGUUACGUUUCUCUGUCCUUUACUACUGGUCAGGCUGCAGAGGCACAAGGACAACAUCCAAGGACCCUGGGAUGAGGCUGAGAUUCAUGAAGAUCUCAUCCACUUCCUUCAAUAAAACAUGUUACAAGACAAAAGAGAAACAAACAUAACUGACAUUUACUGUUAAAGAAUUAUGCUGGGUUUUUUUUGUUUUUACAUCUGAACUGACUAAAAUGUUACUGUUUGUUAAAACUGAUCAUCUCUUUGGACAGCCACAAAUUCUUGUUUUAAUGUUAAAGCUGCUACUAACAAGUGUUGACCUCAGAAUUUGUAAAUACAGUAAAUCAACUAAUGUGCAAUGCUGACUUUCUUAACUGGUGGGUUUAUGGUUGUGUCCAAUGUGGUGUUGAUGUGUAUGAAUGGUUGGGCAUUGUAAAUGACAGAUUAUGAACAAGGGCUCUAAUUCUGUUGGAAACUACAAUAUGUUUAAAUUAAACAUUAUUCUACAGUUUAA